AUGCCGUUGCAUACCCAGGAAGCGCUCCCUACUAAUGAGCCGUUAAUCUCACCUACCUUGUCGGAGAAAGAUACAGUUACCUCCCCGGCCCAAUAUGAUGAAGAGGCCCCUGAAGGAAAACGGAACCAAGGCCAGGCGUCACAGGCGACCGAAGUAUCAAGCUCCAAGCUAACGCAAGUUUCGUCCUGGGCAUGCAUCAUCGUUGUCGGCCAACUAGUAAUAUUGGCGAUUGCCUUGACGUUCUUUAUCCUUAUUCACUUCACUCACACCCCUAUGCAACAAAAUUUAGCUGAAUGGGGCAAGGGCUCCCCUCGCGGUCUGGCAUUUUGCGUGACUAUUUUGGCUACUUUGCUCUCCUCUCUCUCAACAUUUCUUUUUUCCAAAGGCCUUAUCUUAUACCUCACCUCACACUCCAACCGCCCAGCGCCCCUGAUCAAUUUCUUGACGGUCUCGAGUCUGUCCCGGGGAGCUCCGCUGGUAUCGCGGCAUCACAUCAGCUGGACAAUUCUAUCGCUGCUAGCAUUAGUCUUGAUGAACUCUUUGACUGCAAGUUUCACGACAAUCCUUACACCAACCCCUUUGAUUGUCAAUGUGCCUAUCAAAGGUUUCGAAUUCAACAUGUUCAGCGAAAAAUAUGUACAUCUCAUGGCCAAUAGACAAGAAGGCAACUCUUUCCCGAGACCGAACUCGGAGCAAAGAAGAAUCAGCAGACAAGGUGCUGCUGUCAUUGGCCCACUCGAGUUGGCGGCUGCGUAUACUUCUGCUAGCAGGCAGCUCGGUUAUCCUGGAGUAAUAAAUUUUUUGGGAACCUCAUUCAACUCCACUACUGCCGGAGUGGUUUCAGCUGUUGCUGCACGCAAGGAAGACGCUUUGGAUGCAGAUUCAGACCGUCCACUCACCCUUAACUUUCGCGACUUGAAAUCUCCCUUCAAAUUCGUGGAUCCGAGUUUCAAGCCUUCCAAAAAAUUCACGUUCAAUUUCACCACCAUUCAGCAGGGAUUCACGGCUGACGUUCGGUGCCAGGCGCUUCCCCAAAAUCCCACUGCUCAACAACCAGGGUUGAGUGUUCUAUUCGACAGUAAUGUCACCCUUCCCGACCAAACUUUGAACAGCCUUUGGAGAUACUUUGUCCAAUGUCCUAGUCAAGGUUUGCCCUCGGCGCCCUCGAAUAAAUCAAUUCUGAUAAAUCCAGUCGGAAGUAUGAUCCUCAGUCACACAUGCUUCAACACAAAUUUUGAAGGAUCUUCAGUUCUUGGUUCCCAAUUAUUAAUUUUGGGAGGCUAUGGUCCGAUGUACUCAUUCAUUACGCCGCGUGCAUGUGAAUUCACGCCGUACUCUACGCUUGUUGAAGUGCAAUAUUCCAAUAUUGCGAAUGUCAGUCGCAUCAUCUCGAGAGAACCUAUCACACCAGCAACAGCGGCUGUUGCAUCAAGGAUGUACGGCGCGGUAUUAGAUGCCACGGAGCAAUACGUGGUCUCUUUCCGGAACAAAUUCGGUGACGACAUCUGUGCUCUUUAUGGAAUCUCAUCCCAGCUGGAGUCUACGAAUGACCCUUUACUGAACACCAUCCUGGAAGCUUACCUUCGCGGGCUCGUUGAAACUCGCGCUUCGACCACGAAAACGCCACCCAUAGCCUCUGCGCCAGGUCACUUACUUGCCGCUUCACUGCAGGAUCUUUCACCUGAAUGGCUCAGGUCUUUCGAUGGCAUAUGGUCCUAUGAGACCCUUGGCUGGCACAAUGCCUACGAGAGCAUAAAAAGUACAGUCAUUGGGAUUGUGCCGAUUUUAUUGAUUACGACCACUACCAUCUUCUUGGUGCUUUUCUCCUGGUUGUCUCUCAAAGGCACUCGGCACCUGAGAGAUGAACCUUUUGAUCCCAACAACUUAGUGACGUUGUUGCAAGCGGGGCGCGAUGGCUCAGUGGUUGACAUUCUUGGUCACCGGAAAAAUUUGGACUCGGCUUUAGGACGCGAUGUCAGAAUACAACUUCACAGGCACGCAACCCAAUGGCAGCUGCGCCCGGUGAAAGCUGUGUAG
Puccinia triticina is the source of this 2037-nucleotide messenger RNA. RefSeq lists its product as uncharacterized. The record is from RefSeq and is a predicted model, not a curated record. NCBI's taxonomy places the organism in Eukaryota, Fungi, Basidiomycota, Pucciniomycetes, Pucciniales, Pucciniaceae. The transcript has 10 exons. The coding region runs from base 1 to 2037 and encodes 678 amino acids.